Medioppia subpectinata is the source of this 1944-nucleotide messenger RNA. The record is from the annotation of a GenBank genome assembly. Lineage: Eukaryota; Metazoa; Arthropoda; Arachnida; Sarcoptiformes; Oppiidae.
UUGGUCUCAAGUUUACCACACAAUUGAUCACUAAUUGUCUCGUUAUAUAACAUGAUCUGAUACCAUUGAUGGCAACAAUGCGUGCAUUGAGUGGAUGUUGUCUUUUGCAGUCACGCAAUGCAUUGCGAGUUUGGACGCGAAGACAGUCGUCGUAUGAAUACGAUGUGAUAGUCAUCGGUGGCGGACACGCGGGCAUUGAAGCGGUCGGUGCGGCCUCUCGUAUGAACACUAAUGUAUUAUUAGUUACACAUAAAACACAAACUAUAGAUCUCUCUGGCAUUCAAUACAAAGUGUUGAACAGAAGUAAAGGGCCGGCAGUUUGGGGAUAUCGGGCACAGAUUGACAGAUCAUUGUUUAAGAAACACAUGCAAAACCAAGUAUUAAAUAACACACCGAACCUCACCAUUAAAUGUUGUUCAGUGGAGGACUUGAUUAUCAACAAAACUGACGACGGACAGCGCAUAAGCAGUCGGACAGUAGUGUUAGCGACGGGAACUUUCCUGAGGGGACAAAUCAAUAUCGGUCUCGACUGCUAUCCCGCCGGAAGGAUAGAAAACGCACACUUGAGUCGACACGUGCGCGAAGAGGUGAGAGGACCCCGAUAUUGCCCAUCCAUUGAGUCCAAAGUUUUGAAAUUCAAAGCCAAACCACACCAGAUAUGGCUCGAACCCGAAGGUCUGGACUCGGAUGUGAUUUACCCGAAUGGCAUAUCGUGUACAUUACCCGAAGAAAUACAACAGCGUUUGAUUAAUUUAAUCCCUGGUUUGGAAACUGCGCUAAUGUUAAGACCGGGAUAUGGCGUGGAAUACGAUCACAUCGAUCCGCGACAACUCAAACACACAUUAGAGACUCAACUCAUUGACAACCUAUUCAUGUCGGGACAGAUCAACGGCACCACCGGCUAUGAGGAAGCGGCCGCUCAGGGAAUAGUGGCCGGCAUUAACGCCGCCGCUAAAUGUCUCAACAAAAAGCCGUUAACUAUAAGCCGGACGGAGGGAUAUAUCGGAGUUCUUAUCGACGACUUGACCACUUCGGGCACUGACGAGCCCUACAGGAUGUUCACCAGUAGAGCAGAGUUUAGGCUUAUGUUACGUCCCGAUAACGCGGACCUCAGACUUACGCAAAAAGGCUAUGAAAUGGGAUUUGUUUCCCAAAAACGAUUCGACAAUUUCUGUGACAUCAGAAAACAAUUGAAUGAAAGCGAAGAGUUUUUAAAGUCAAUCAGAAAUCCAUUAAAUAAAUGGCGAAAGCAAUUAGGAAUCGAUUGCGACUCCAAAAGCAAUUCAUUUAAAACAGGAUUUGAAAUGUUAGGACUGCAGGAAUGUUCGCUCAAACAAAUGGCACAACUCUUCCCAAACCAAUUGAUGCCUAUUUAUGACAAUCAUGUGCUAAGCACUCGACUCAAGAUUGAAGCGCUUUACGAUUACAUGGAGAGAGACGAACAAGAAUUGGUGAAUCAGGUUAAGAGCGAAGAGAUGAUAGAAAUUGAUCCAAAUAUGGAUUAUAGUACCAAAGAUUUAACUUUGAGUACAGAAGUGCGACACGUGUUGUCUCAGAACAGACCGAAAACGAUCUUUGCGGCCAAACGUCUGGCGGGAGUGACUCCGGCAGCGGUCGUCUCUCUUCUCUAUUAUAUUAAACGAGUCAACAGUUUGUCACCAAAUGAUUGUCCGAAUAGUGGUUAAGAUAUAGAAGAAUCAGUUGUUAAUGAAUAACUGGAAGCCCAUCCACGACAACAACAUGAAGAAUAGUGUGACCGGUAUUGAAAUGGGAACCAAUAGUAAGUAAUAGAUGAGCUCUUCGUCCAUAUCAGCCAAAUAUAGCGAUCACUUCAACAAACAUUACAUUCAUUUAAUUCAAUCCAAAAGUUUUAUUUAUUUAUUAUUUGGUGUAAAAAACUGUAAACGAAAACAAAUCACUGAAUAAAUCACUUUUUUGUGACAC